AUAUAUUUUCUUAAAUUAUUAUUUAAUCAUAUUUAUAAUAUUGUCUCCUAAAAUAUAUGAGAUAAAAAAUUUAGAGAAGAAAUAUUCUAAAUUGAUGCAGCUGAUGGUAUUUCAUAAGCAAACUAGAGAUCCAUUCUCCCUAUCAAUGUCUUUUCAGUCGAGUUUGUUGCAUCAUACUUGUCUUGUGCGGCUUACUUUCUGUGCACACCCAAAGGGUUGCUGCUACGUGUUCCCCCGGUGUCCCCCAAAAAAAUAUUCUUUUUCACCCCAUUCCGCUGGCUGAAAAUUAAACGCUAUAUAAUGAAGUAGAGUUCCCCCUUUCUAUACAUAGUAGUUUGAACUCAAAUAUAUACGUAUAACAUUAGAUUCUCUAUAGUAAGUCAUAUCAUAUUGCAAAUUAAUUAAGUUUGCAUCUCUUUCGUAUUUGCAAUGAGUAGUCUCUGUUCAACCAACAUGAGUCAUUUCCUAAAGGUCUCAAAAUUCUGUAUGUUUAAUCAAGUUCACACCUCAUGUACUAAGAGGUCUGGCCUCUUGUUGUGCCAUCGUCAUUAUCAUGAAGCCGAGUCGGAGUUGGAGUCGGAGUCCUCGGCAUGGGCAUCCAUAAAAUCAUGUGAAGCAAAUUAUGUUCCAUUGACACCCAUAAGUUUCUUGGAGAGAGCAGCCAAUGUUUUCAGUGAAAGAACUUCAGUUAUCUAUGGCCCUUCUUCUGUCUUAUACACUUGGGAACAGACUUAUGCUAGGUGUCUCAAGCUUGCUUCUGCUCUUGUUCAUCACUUGAGUAUUUCUCGUGGGGAUGUGGUAGCAACACUAGCCCCUAAUGUGCCAGCAAUACAAGAGCUGCAUUUUGCGGUACCAAUGGCUGGAGCAGUUCUAUGUACAUUAAACACACGUCUUGAUCCAGCUAUGAUAUCAGCACUUCUGAUGCAUUCAGAAGCAAAGAUCAUAUUUGUGGAUCAAGAGUUUCUCCAACUUGCUCAAGAAGCACUUUCUCUUCUUGCUACCAAGAACAAGAAAACAAGACAACCUGAUCUUCAUAUUGUAAUAAUCUCAGAAAAAUCUAACAAUAUUAGUCCUAACACUUACGAAUAUGAAAGUCUCCUUGAAAGUGGGCACCAAGAAUUUGCUAUUAGGUGGCCAAUAACAGAGUUUGACCCUAUUAGCGUUAACUAUACUUCUGGAACAACAUCAAGACCCAAAGGAGUUGUUUACAGUCAUAGAGGUGCAUAUCUCAAUUCGAUUGCUGCAUUUUUGCUUCAUGAGAUGAGCACACUCCCUAUUUAUCUUUGGACUGUUCCAACAUUUCACUGCAAUGGAUGGUGCCUCAUUUGGGGUCUAGCAGCAGUAGGUGGCACUAAUGUUUGUCUCAGAAGUGUAUCUCCAAGAGAAAUAUUUGAAAGCAUUUCACUGUACAAGGUCACACAUAUGAGUGGUGCACCUACUGUCUUGAACAUGAUAGCGAAUACGCCGUCGUGUGACCGGAAGCCACUUCCACACAAGGUAAAGAUUAUGACAGGGGGUUCACCACCACCACCACAAAUCAUUUCAAGAAUGGAGGAACUGGGGUUUGAAGUAAAUCAUUUAUAUGGACUAACGGAGACAUAUGCAGCAGGUACAUAUUGCUUGUGGAAACCUGAGUGGGAUUCUUUGCCUUCAGAAGAAAGAUUUAUUCUGAAAGCCAGACAAGGAGUGCAGCAUCUUUGUGUUGAGGAAGUUGAUGUAAGAGAUUCUAUCACCAUGAAGAAGGUGCCCACGGAUGGUGUAACAAUGGGAGAAGUCAUGUUCAGAGGGAACACAGUAAUGAGUGGAUAUUUAAAAGAUGUAAAAGCAACGGAGGAAGCUUUUAGAGGUGGAUGGUUUCAUAGUGGUGAUCUUGCUGUAAAACAUCCUGAUGGUUAUAUAGAGGUUAAGGAUCGUUUGAAAGAUAUCAUAAUAUCUGGUGGAGAAAACAUAAGCACUGUUGAGGUGGAAACAGUUUUGUAUAGUCAUCCAGCAGUUUUUGAGGCAGCAGUAGUGGCUCGACCAGAUAAGCUCUGGGGAGAGACACCUUGUGCAUUUGUGAAGUUGAAGGAGGGAUUUGAUGUUGGUUCUCAAGAAAUUAUCAACUUCUGCAGAAAUAAUUUGCCUCAUUACAUGGCACCUCGGACAGUUAUAUUUCAGGAUCUCCCAAAAACUUCGACCGGAAAGAUACCGAAAUUUAUCCUAAGGGAGAAAGCAAAAGCCUUGGGCAGUCUCUUCUGAACAAAAUGAAGAAGCCACUUGGCUUGCCUUUUCUGAAGGUUAUUUGCUGGCAAAUGGUAAUAAAACUCAUUUGCAUCUGUAAGUUUAUGCUCCAGCAAGAGAAAUGCUCUGUCCAUAAAUAUGGAUACCUUGCGAUGA
Molecule: messenger RNA, 2376 nt
Organism: Capsicum annuum
Lineage: Eukaryota; Viridiplantae; Streptophyta; Magnoliopsida; Solanales; Solanaceae
Product: probable CoA ligase CCL13
Exons: 3
Coding region: 430-2238 (602 amino acids)
Source: RefSeq, a predicted model, not a curated record